Molecule: messenger RNA, 5069 nt
Organism: Temnothorax curvispinosus
Lineage: Eukaryota; Metazoa; Arthropoda; Insecta; Hymenoptera; Formicidae
Exons: 8
Coding region: 2506-3804 (432 amino acids)
Source: RefSeq, a predicted model, not a curated record
AAAUUGUAUAUCGUGGUUGUAUAAAAUCAAUUUUCCAGACAUUUCUAUCUUGUUUUGCAACGGUCCUCUCUCAAUAACUUGAGCUGAUACUUUUUAGUCUGGAAAAUUUACUUUAUCGGUAGCCCAAUGAAUAACAUAAUACACCUCGAAACUCGAAACUAGCACGAACGACAAAGUCCUCUUUUUUUUCCUUGCACAUCGGUAUCUUAUCGAAUUCAGGGCCGCAUAGUGUAAUCGUGUCGCGACGCGUUUCCAUCCAGACGACCGAGUCGCAUCGAAUUAACGUCGCGCUAGAAACCCUUGAAAAUUAGAUUUUAAAUCGCGUUGAAAUAAGGACAGAUAUUUAAGGGAUUCCAAACGACAGAAUUGUUGAGCGAAUAAACUUUCGACGUUUCGUAGCGGCCAUAAUAGUUUCAUCAUUUCAAUAAUAACAUAUAAUAGUAAUAUCAACUGAGAUGUUGACGGUUAAAUGUCGUGAUAAUACUUAUCAUCGCACGUAGAUUUUACUCAGUCAAUUGCGAGCCAAAAAGUCCAAUUACGACUGACAUAAAGAAGACAUACAAUAUUAGUAGCUCAUCGGACUUGCUCUUAUCCAAUCGAUUUUAUUAUCAAAAAUUAAUAUCGACACCGCACAUUCCUUUUUCCUUCCGUAUCUGCUUUGCAUAGCUCUGUUUAAAGCAGAAAACGAAAUGAGUGAUUCCAGGUCUUCGCUCGCGAAGUGAAAUGUGACUCCUUUAUUGUUAAAGUGGAUCAUCGAAUUACCUUGGCCAGAAUCAACAAAUUUUGCUCAAAUUACACCUCCUCUGUCGUAUCAGAUUAUCACGAACAAAACAUCAUUGGCGCGACAAAACAUUUAAGACACAUCUCGCAUCCGUUGUUAUCGCGUUUAUCGAACGAGUCUACGAGCAGUAAAUACAAAGAGGAGUCUUGGGAGGGAUUAACGCCACGGCAACGAUUGCUCUUAUCAGUCGGCUCUCUGCCUUUUUCUCAAGCAAUUUCGACGCAGACGUUCUUUCAUUUGAGGCGUAAUAGUCACCGUAUGUCGUUGCGUAUCACGUGCUUUCAAUUCAGAGCCGGCCUUUCGAUCGGUGCGUGCGUACGUACGUACUUGUACGUAUGUACGUGCGUGCGUGUGCGAACAGCAAACGCGGUUGGCCAGGUGCCGGCCGGCUGAUAAGAGUCUCUUGCCUCAGUGACGAAUGUGUCGUUGCGACGUUCAACACGCAAAGUUCUCCACACGGUUUCUCGAAGUCCGAACCGUAAAAUAACAACGAUCCCCCGACUUUCACGACGCAAUCAGGUGACAACGCGGUCCUUUUCUUCUCUUCCAGUUCCUACUUCGAACCGGUUCCUCUCCUGUUUUUUUUUUGUGAAAUUGUGAUGUAAGAACGCGUCUGGUUGUGCAGUCGAUUUGUCUGCAGUGACAUGUAUUAUUUAUCGUGUAUUGCGAUCAUUGUUUCAUUACGAUAACAAAUCGUUAAUUAAACUUUAAUCGAUUUAAAACUGGCUCUUCAGAUAGGCAACUAUCGUAAAGGAGUGGUCCCCCGUUAGGUAUCUGGAUUUAUUGAAAUUACUCGAUUAAAAGAUCGACAUCUAAUGAAUUAAUCUGGAAAUGUCAGUGAGAUGGAAAGCUAAUGAUAGGGUUGUCGAGAAACAUUGAUUAAGAUUAGUAUUAAUCGUGUAAUCUUUCGUGUAAUAAUUAAUGCUGUAAUCUUUCACGAUCCAGCGGUUAUCUUUAUGUUCUUUGCAUAAUAUUAAACAUUAAAAUAUUUUGUUCUUAUCUAGCAAUUUGCUCAACAGUGUAUUUAACAUUAAUUCGGAAUUAAUUUCCUAAUCAGACGAAAUUGCCUGAGAAAUUCUGUGAAGGCAUCUAUUGACAUCUCUUUUAGAUUAAUGUGUUUUACAUCGGCUAUAUUUUUUUACGAUGUUUGUGCUAAUCAGCCUUCAAAUUUAAUUAUUAUCCUUUCUGAAACUUCACGUAGGCGUUGAUCGCAACACACUAACUUCGGCCGCACAACAUCGUUCCAUUCAUUUCAUUAUUACACAAUUAUUCGAAAUACAAGAAAUUUAUCCGCGAAGUGCAAUUAAUUUUAGGAAUGCAAUUAAUUAACGAGUGUGCGUAGAUACGAGACACGUUUAACGAGAGCCGUGUGACUUGAUUAAAGUGCACCAACCAAAUCCUGAAAACACAGCGAGGAAGCGUCGGACGAAAAUGUAGACUGAAGCGAAGGUUUUCGUGGCCGAUUAAUUUCCGAGCAGCCGCACCGUCCGGGCUCGCAUAUCGAGAAAUCGCGCAAGCUUCUCCCGCGAGUGUGAGCGCCGGCGGCGAUCGAGCAGUUGUUCGCUGAUAACCGAGAGAUGAUCGCGCGCGAUCGCGGAGCGAUUCUGCGAGCUCGCGGCGAUCGUGCGGUGCCCGUCGGGGGACGUCGAGAGUGAAGUGUGUUAAUCGGGAGGCGGCCCGCCGAGGAAAACCCUUGAAAAAUAGGCGGCGCGGUCUUACUUGAGAUGGACUCGGUGGCGGUGACGGUGCCGCUUCGUCAGCCGACGAAGAAGAUGAAGAAGCGGAAGGAGCUCGACGCCCUGGCACCGGCGCACGCUAUCUCUCGCCGGAGCUCCGGGAAACGCAGCUCGCAGGAAUUAUUGACGGACAGCAGCGACGAUCGUUCGGAAUACUGGAACGUUUCCACCAGAAAUGGACGCAAGUGCAGGGGAAGGAGGAGUCGCGCUUGUCCCGGGUUUCUUAAGGCCUGCAACGCCUUUUUGGCAUGUGCCUCCGUAUUAGCGACCGCGAGCCUGAUAUGGUUGUUCAUCGAUGUUCGUCAACAGCUUACCGCCCUGCGAACCGAGUUAGACCAAGUGAUAGCGGGCAGCGAGGGUGUCCCGGACGCUCUGCAGAAAUGCCAUUCAUUGUCGAGAGAUCUGCAGAAUAACCAAACCAUAAUUUUCUCCAGGCUGUCUGAUCUCAAGCAGCAGAUAAAUAAUUUCACGGUACAGCUGGCACACAUUCAACAAGAUUUGCAUAAAGUGCAGGAGUACUUCCAAGCCGCGCCCGAAAUGGCCAAUUUGCCGAAACGCUUGGACGAGCUGUCAACUAGCGUAGCAACAUUUGGCAGUCAAAUAAGGGAUCUCGGGGCCACGGUGAAAACUCUGAAAGAGACGAACAUGAGGGUGCAGGAUGCACAGACCACCAUGCAACAAAACAUCAGCAGUAUUAAGCACACCCUGGUAGAAUUGUCGAACGUUACUCAAAAACCUCAAAUACUGAGCACCGACGAAGCGCAAGUUAAGACUGACAAACUGAACCUCACAAUAUUGCAUUUAAUGAAUAAUUUAACGCAUGUUAACGAGACCUUAUCGAGCAAAUUACAAUGGGUCGCCGAUGAUCAAAACAAAGAUCGCAGAAACUUAGUUUCGCUUCAAGAAGCGACGGCGGCUAUUAACACAACAAUGAUGUCAUUGCAAGGAGAGUGUGUUAAAAUGUCCGAGCAGGCUUCCGUUCUAGCAUCGAUUCAGCAGUUGACAGAGAAGAUGAACGAGAUACGCACAACCGACGUGGAACUAAUUGGCAAGUUCAAGCAAUUGGAACAAUCGUAUAACGGGCUGAAAAACUCUACCAGCAUAAUGUUCGCGACUGUGUCCGAGAUGCAGAAUCAACAGCAGGUCAGCAAGAUCAAGCUAUCGGAACCGUUAAACGGCGAUAUAACAACGGAGACGGAUCGCGGUGCGACAGAUGUAGGUGAUAUUGCUCAGAGAAAGAAUGAUAGAUUGCAAAUGUGGCGGAAGCACAGUUUCGGCGAGAAGUGAACGAACCUGGAGGAAACUCGGGCUUGAGAAGAGACUUUCAUGGACGAAAGUCGCAAUCUGAGAAUCUGUGUAUUUGUAAAUACUAAUAAAUUAAGUACACGUUACGCAUGUACAUAGGAAGAUACUAUUUAUGGUGUCGCACGCGUUUUUGGUGGAGUCAGUAACCCACUUUGGCGUGCGAUUGCGUUGAGAAAAGAUUAUCGUGAGCGUGCCGUGGCCUGAAAGAAGCUACUUAACGCCGAGCAAUAACUUAAAGCGUAUAAACAUUAUUUAGGUAGUGAGACGAACGUUCUGUAUUCGACUAGAUUAGAUACGUCAAUUUCCUAAUAACACUAAUCACGACGUAGCGAGAAAGAUAUUUCAGAAAUACUAUGGAAAGUACAAAGUCGACAGCCGUCUCGAAACGCAUUCUCGGUUGUACAACGUUUAGGAGAACGUUUAUAUUUAAGUAACGGCAACGUAUACCGAAAGUUUUCUACUCUUCUACAUUUUGUAGCGUCGUUUACGCUAUAUUGUACAUUUUCUGACGAAACAAUAGAAAACUCUUCGGAUUGCAAAGAAACUCAUACAUAAAUACCGUGAUUCAGGAUGUAUGUAAAUACAACACAAUAUUAUUUAACAAAUAAACAGUGUGAUAAAAUGAUAGAGAAGUAACGAUUGCACGAUUCUAAUUGCAAAAUUAAUUAAGUUUGGUUUGCGCGACUGACGCACCAAGACACUGGCGGUAUAUGUUUCCAACUUUUUCAGUUCAGCAACACGUGCACCAUACAAGUUGGAUGUACAGUUAAAUGUGACGGUUAAAAAUGUUAGUCUUUCUACAGCGAGUAACUUGCACCGUUGUAGAUAGUAUUGUAGUAGCUUGAUCAAAUUUUUUUCUAACAAAGAACGAGCGUUAUUUUUGUACGCAUCGAGGGUGACGUUUGCGAAAAAGGGACAAACCGAAGCAAUGAGCUUUCCGAAAGUUUCUCGGCUCUUUGGUACACGCGAAUGAAUUGUUUUUCAUCGAACCCUUUAUGUAACUAUAGACAGCGAGUGUACACGAGAAUUAGGCAGUAUUCGCAUGUAAUUAUUUCGCACAAUCAUAAAAAAAUCUAGACGAAUGUAUCUCAAUAGCGUGCGAGAAAUCGUUGAAUGUAGGUCAAUUUUUUAAAAAGUUUUUUGGCUAGUGCAUUUAUGAACUUAAGAAGAUAAUUACAUGCGAGUGUGCGAUAUAAAUCGGCUACGACAAUACCGAAAUAAAUUAAUAAAAAAAAAGAAGGAAGGUA